AUGAGCCCGAGCAAGGGCGGUUCCUCGCUGUCAGCCGGUGACGUCAUCCGCCGUCGCAUCGCCCGGGGCCAUUUCCGACUUCUGAUAUGUCUCCUUGUCCUUUUCAUGACGCCCGGGACUUCAGGUACGAUUUUCGAUUGGUCAUUGGAAAAUCGAGAUUUUUUGAAAUUCGUCCCAGCCGCUUGGAAGGAAAUAUAUAUAUCCGUAAGCUUGAAAGAAUUUAUUUCGGAAAAGUUGGAUUCUUACGACUUUUUCGUUGUAUUUUUUGUAUUUUGAGUUUUAAUGGAGCACCGGAAGUUUCCAGAAAAAUGAGAAAAAGGAAUUUUUCGAAUUUUCUUUUUUCCUACAGCUAUCUUGACCUCAAAAGAAAUAGGACUUUAUAAUCUCUAAUUUUUAACGGUUUUUACUGUUUCAAACUGAAAAUGAAUAUCAUUCUAAUUUCAGCUUUUCGAUAAAACUUUUCAUUUCAUUUCACUCACUCCCUAGAGUUUUUUUAUUAUUCUUGUUUUUUUAACGUUUUUUUCAAAGGUUUCAAUUUUUUUCUCAAAAUUUAUUGAUUAUACAUUUUCGUAUAAUGAGACCAUUUCUUUCCGAAGUCGAUUUUUUUCAGCAAUCUGUUCAUUAAAUCCUUAAACUGUUUUUUUUUCUAGAAUUUUAAAAUCUUUAGAAAAUGCGCUCGAAUUAUGUCUUUUUCAUAUCUAAUAAAAUUUUUUUAGCCUACAACUUCCUAAAAAAAAAUCAAAAUAUUCUUUUUUGAGUCGGCAUUAAUUUUUUUAACUUCCCCGUUUCGAAAAAAAUAUUAUUUCUUAAAACUUGGAAGUCUUUCAAAAGUUAUUGCUUGCAUAAUGGGGUCACGUUUCUCUACGUCAUGUUAUAAUUUGUUCGAUGAGUUUACCGAUUCAAGCGGUUUAUAGAAGUUUAUUUCAUAUUUUCCUAUGUUCAAAUUAUCUCUGUGGUUAAAAAAAAAAACAAAAAUUGCAUAGAAAAAUGGCGGAAAUCGAAAUAAUUUUCGGGGAAGUCUUAUUCAAUUCGAUUCAUUAGUGAAAAUGUUCUUUACAAGUCGUUUUUUUUUCGCGAAAUUUUGUCAAAUUUUGGUCGCAUGUGAAAUGGAUCAAGGCGUAGCGGUCAAAAUUGGCUUAGCUAACCAAGAUUUCCAUUUAAAGUUUCCCUAAUUCAAAAAUUUCCAUCGUUAACCGAAAGUCUGUUUGCGGUCGGGCAUCUUGACCGUCACGAAGCCGCUACGCAGCGAUCCAUUCCCAAUGCGGCACGAAUAGUUUUUUUUUAAUGGAAGUAUAUUCAACAGUUUUCCUUUGAGGCUUGUUUUUUUCAAUUUUCACUUGAGCCAAUCGUCUUCUUUGUUUCUUUAAACCAAGUUUCUUCUCUUUUUUUCAUAUCUUAUUCUUCAUCUUUAUUUGGGUGCUCUCAUGUCGGUUCCAAUUUUUUUUCAACGUUUUUAUCGGAAAUUGCGAGGUCAGUUUUUUAGAAUAUAUCCAAGAUCCAGUUCUUUCUUCCACUGAAGUUUUGCGAAAGCCCUCAAAUUAAAAACCUUAUAAAAUUACAUUUAAAGCCGCUGUCCAUUUCUUUUUUUUCUGUCUAGUUCUGAUUUUUCCUGAAAGUGCAUUUUCGAAAACUUUCAAAGUGCAACUUUUCAGUUUCAUAUUCAAAAAAAUCCCACAUUUUGCCUGGAAAUUGCCACUUUCAGCUGUCCAAGACAUCAUCUUUUUUUUUGUGUAGCAAAUUUGCGCCAACGAUGUGUGGAGAAAUUCGAUUAGCGCACGUAAAUCCGUGCUUCCUUCGCCGUCGCAAUUUGUUGCCUUUGUCAUUUUCAUUUUCUGAAAUCGUGAGAAAAGCCAUCCGUUCUUCCAGUAAUUGGAGGAUUUUUAUUCGAGCAACAAAUUCGAACGCAAAAUGCUCUGGAAAAAAAGGCUGUGGCUGUGGAAUUGUACAAGUGCGCUCUAGUGAAAUAAUUCUUUGAUUGGCUUGAUCGUCUUUAGAAAAUCAAUAAGCGAAUUUGAGUUGCUAGAGUGUAAUAAGUAAAGCUUGAAAAGAUUAGAAAGGAGUGGUUAACUGUUCGAUUUGAACUGGAGGCUGUCUGAUCUAUCUGCGCUCUCUUUUACUUUAUCAGAUCAGAAUGGAGUUUGAUUGGUUAUCUAAACCUCAAAGUUUAAAAAACAGCAAAAAGAAAGCUUACGGCAAGCCGAAUUCCCAAGCCGUCUCCGAUCCAAGUACUACCGGCUCUCAACGUUGCUUAACUUGCCAGAUCGGACGGGAUGGCGUGUUUUCAACGUGAUAUGGUAGUAAGCAAAGGUCGGAGGGUGCAGAAGAGAUAUCACGGCGCUGAUAAGGGGAUUCAGUGCAAACUUUUGUGAUCUUUCAGAGAAAAAUAAGUCCUGAAAAAUUGAAGUUGUCUUGCUUACAGUAGACAGCCUUUUCAACCAUACUGUCGAACUCCUAUAAUUUAUAAAAAAAUAUUCCCUAUUAAGGGAAUUUUUCGGCAAAAAAUCCGGGGAAAAGGUCUCCAAGGAGAGCUUAAAUGAGCUGAAAACGAAAAGUGCACGUGACAGCUGGACAAAAAAAUCCUUUGAAUGUUAAAUUAUCCAUGCCUUUUUUCGGGAUUUUGACUUCUUUUUUUGAUUUGGGGUGGCCUUGGGAAGGUAUAAUAUUUUGAAGAUCUCAUGGGAUAAAUGCGGGUUUUGUAAGUAAAAAAAAAUCAGAAUAAAGAAUGAAAGUUUCAUUUUCAUUAGAAAAGCAAGGCUAAUCUCACUUUUUUGUUUAAAAAAAGUUUUCACGAUUUUCAGGGUUAUAAAUGAAAUAGUUUUUUUCAAACUUUCCGGGUUUUUAAAAAAAUAUCCUUGUCAUUUUUUUCGUUAUUUUUUUCCCUUUGUACUCGAAGCUUCCAAGGUCUCCUAUUUCAAAUCUCAGACUGAAAAAAAUUUUUGGUUCAUGAAAUUUACUAUGGAAAUCCUCAAUAUAUCAAAGUACAUUGAUGAGGUCUUUUUAAAUUCUAAGCUCCUUUUUGAUGUUACUGUUUCUGAUAGUCUUUUUGAAUUUUUGAAAAGAUCUCACAGAUUAUAGCUGACGAAACUUUAAGUCACCCUAGUAUCGAUGAAAACUUUCGAAAAUUCUGAAUAUUAAAAAAAAUCAAUAUUUUUUGUAUGUCCCAUUUUUCCCGCACAACCUAUAUUUAACUUGAUGUGCUCAAAAAAAUUAUUUUUUCUGCUCUCAAUUUUAUUUGGAUUUCGGGGUUAAAUUUUGAUAUUUAAGUAUUAUAUAUUCUGAUCCUUAUCUUGAACACUUUCUAAAAAUUCAAUGAUUCCCAUUGAUCCAUUUAUUUUUUGGCUUUUUAUCAAUUUACUGUUUCUGAUAACUUUCACAAAUUUUUGAUUAGCUGUUACACAGAUUAUCCUCCCAUCAUCCAAGUUAAAAUAUUGAAUAAAUAAAAUCAGCCGCCUUAAAGUGGAUCAACGCGUAACGGCUGCGGUUACUUCAAAAUGCGGCCGACUUGAACCGACUUGCGCUCGAGCCGAUAGGAAGUUAUAACAGAAAAGUCCGCUAGUUGACCUUUCGAACCGCAGCGCGACCGCGACGCUUUGAGCCAUUCUUCGUGCGACCACAAUGUGGUUUUAAUAAAUGAUGCAAUUAUUUCCAUAUUCUUUUUACUUGAAAUUUAUCGCUUACGCUAGAAAAGCGUUGACGAAUUCUUUGUAUUCUCGAAAAAGUGCGACACAACAAACUCCGCACUUUUGAGCUUCUGACGAUUCAGUCGGUUUGUCAUGGCGCAAGAAUAAUCGAAAAAGUAGAGGACAAGAAAGUGAACGAGUUAAUUAAGCGGGGGGCCUCUCCUGGCCGCAGGACAACUCAUCAAAUUUCCAAGGACGAAGCCGGACAAACUUUCUUUUCUUACUUUCUUACGCUUUUGCGACUUCUCGCGUGUUUCUCCGCGAGACGUCAAUUGAGAAGGAUAGUCAUAAAAAGAAGGGAAAAAAUUAGAGGGAAGCGCAAGGUUUCUUCGACCCAAAGAAGGAGAGUGAACAGAAAUUUUCAGCAAUUUUCAAUUGCCUGUUUGAGAAAGAAUAUUUAUAAAAGUAAAAAAUUUGGUAUUCUUUUUUUUUCUCAUAUUUUCUUUGAGUAAAUGAAAGCUAAAGUUCAAUAAAAAAAUUUACGAAAUUUUUUUCUAUAAAUCGAGAUUGAAAAAUUUUAACAAGUUUCAUCACUUUUUUUGAUUUCAGUGAGGAAAUUAAGACUCCUGGACUCUAUGGUAUUUUUUUUUCGUUAAAAAAUCGCUUUUCAAAAAAUUUUGCUCUGGAUUCUCUUAUCGUUCAAAUUAUCAGCGCCAUGAUAUCUGUUCUGCGCCCUCACACAGUCGCUUACGACCACAUCACGUUGAAAACACGCCAUCCCGUCCGAUCUGGCAAGUUAAGCAACGUUGAGAGCCGGUAGUACUUGGAUCGGAGACGGCUUGGGAAUUCGGCUUGCCGUAAGCUUUUUUGCUAUUUUUAAUUGAUACAAUUUUUAAAUACUCGUCAUUCCAAUCCCAGAAGACGGUCGUUGGUUAGGACCUGAAUUUCUCAUUUUGUAAAUACAAAAGAAGCCUUUAUUCUAGCUCAUAGAAAUUCAGGACUGAAAUUUCACUCUCAAGAAAAACUCUAAAGUGCUCACUUGAGAUCAACGUCACCCACAACAACCACCUGAACUUUUUGCUUUGUUUCUAUUGCAGCAUAACGACUAUAAAAGAGGGCAAAAAGUCCGAAGACUCGUUAACUAUGCGCAUAGCUAAGGCGUGCAGGUUACCGCUUCUCAGACUACUUUUAUAGUCGGUUAGGGUAUUCAUUUGAGGGGCAGGCUAAUCUCAAGGUUAAUUAUUCAUCCGAAAGGAGGAGACAAACCGACUUUUCUUUUCUUCUCUACUUCUUUUUGCUUGAUGGAUGAGACUUGGAGCGGUUUUGAAGUUUUGGGAACAACAAAGUAAUAAUCAAGAUAUACGGCUUUUGGCUCGGAGGAGCUAAAUUACCCUAAAUGGAACUUUCUCGCUAAGAUCUUCAAGAUAAAUUCAUUCAAGACUAUUACUUAGGCUCGUUCAAUUUUUUUCUCUUUAGUUCAAAUUUCUGAAGGUAGCUUCUAAACUAAUGCAGAAAAUCCGAAAAUUAAUUUUUUAUUAUUAGAGAACAUUUUAUAGUCUUCUGAAAAAAUUUUCCAUUCACUUUUUAUAAAAUUUUUCCGGCUUCAAAAAAUAAUCGUAAAAAGUGAUUCCAACCUGAAACCACCUUUUUUAUUCCACAAUUCUUCCUUCAGACGGCAAUUAGCGAUUUGCGUGGUUGAGGAGAGGCCUGAAAUCGAGUUUCCGACUAUGUGCAAGAAAAAAAAUAUGAACGCAAGGGAAUAAUCGGAUUUGAGCUUUCUUCGUGUGUUGUUUUUGAUAUUUGCUAGAAAAUUCGCGAGUUGGUAUCGUAAAAAAUGAAAAAAAUUGAGGAACUGGAAGAAAAGCGCCGGUAAUUACUCUAACAAAAGUUGCGGUGCACCCCGCGUUGAACUCUCCUGUACACCCCGCAGUGUAACCAGGGGUGCACCGAAAAGUCCAACGCGGGGUGCACCGAAUCCUCAUUUUUCAAUUUUUGCUUCUUGCACUUUUAAAAUACCUUUAUACUUCUAUAUCCCAUAUAUAUCAUCAAUUGAGACCACGUUUCAAGUUAUAUGAUUUAUUAAAUGAUAUAUCACAUGAUAAGACAAUGAAACAAAAAAAAACAAAAAAAUUACAGCGAAUAAAUAGGGAAUUUGAAAAAUAUUCGAAGAUAGACAAUUUCAUUUACAAGAUUUAUGAUAACAACCUUUACAAAAAUGUGAGAAAGAAAAAAAGGUCUCUAGAGCUGUUUUCUGCGCCUUCUCCCCUUUUUCUAACCAGGGAACGUUUUUUACCCCCCGGUUGAACUUUCGCUGAAACUUUGCUUAAGUGUACUUUAGAACCUCCUGAUUCCAGAACAAGAAAAAAAUUUCUCGCAAUAGAUCUUGUUUCUGAGUUUUGGAGCUUCAAAGUGUGCAAAAUACGCAAAUUAGGCCAAAAAAGCGCUAUUUCGGGCUUUUGAAGUGUCCUUACCCGAAAACGAGAUCUAUUGCGAGAAAUUUUUUUCUUGUUCUGGAAUCAGGAGGUUCUAAAGUACACUUCAGCAAAGUUUCAGCAAAAGUUCAACCGGGGGGUAAAAAACGUUCCCUAGUAAGCAUCUAGCCAACUUUAGACCAAAAUCGUGAGAGCAUGUUAAAAAAGUAGACAUAAAUCGAAAAAAUUGAUAGAAACUGAAAAUUAAAUCAGGAGAAAGAAAUUGAAUCAGAGUUAAGUGUCAAACAAAGGCUCAAAGUCGAAAUAUUUCAGUCUUGAACCCUCGGAUAUCAACAUUUGCUAUGAAAGAUGGAUUAAGUUGCAACCAAACUUUUUUCGUUGCGAAAAAAGUCUCUCGAGAAAACUUAAUAAAACAAUUUCCCCUUAAAAUUUAUGAAUUUACGAGAAAAUUUUUCAUCUAUAGAUUUUUGGGUAAACUUUUUUAAAAUUUUUUGGAUAAGGGUUUUUUUAAUUUGAAAGUUUUUUGGUCAUGUGAAAUGUCACCAGAACAAUUUUUGAUAUUUACGGUGACUAUCCUGAGAGACUCAACAUAAGAAUAUAGUUUUCGAGAAAUGGUCAUGGUUCCGGGAGAUAAAAUAUUACAGACUUUUUAGAUUUUUUCCAUAAGGAUAUUGAGGAUUCUCUUUUCGAAACUAGAUAGGUGCGAAUGUGAAACUUCCUAAAAUUUGCAUCUGAACUUUCAAAAACUUUAAGAGCUUAUCUGAAUCUUUUUCAGAAAGUUCUGCAAAGCAGAAACUAUUAUUCAUCCCUGUCAGCAAAAUAAAAAAAUUAUUUGGACAGUAUUUUUUUAGUUUCGAAGUUAACAAGUUUUCAAGACUGAAAAAAUUUCAAAUAGAGAUCUACUGGUAGCUACAAAAUUCUUUUCAUAGGAUAUAUCCAUGGAAACGUGAAUACAUUUAAAGAUAGAUGGUAAUAAUAAGAGAAUACAACAGAAAGAGUGGAUAGUACUGAAGAAAACUAGGCAGAAAACAGAACAGGCUUCAUAACACUUACAAAGUUGACUGGUAAUAUUUAACACAUGAUUUCCGAGAAAUUUUAUGAACUGGGAAAUCAAUUGGUACAAUAAUUUUGAAAAUUAUGUUUUUUUGAGCAUAAAUUCAUAUCACAGAUACUAUUAAACCUUUUUUAUUUCAGGCACCGAAACGCUCCGCACACUUUUAGAGCUACUAAGACAAAAUUACUGUAAGAAGCUAACUUUUUCCCUCGUAAAGCGUUUCGCUUCUAAAAUGUCCUUUGGAAACAUCAAUUGUGUUGGCAAAAUGACGACUUCCGCAGUUGUUAUAGCUCUAUAAAAACCGGGACCUCAGAUGGCCUUGAUUUUUAUACACUAAAUUUUUAUACGGAGCUUUUCGGUACUUGUUUACAUGAGUUUAAUAAUUUGCAUAGUAUCUUUGAUAUGAACUUCAGCUAAAAAUAAUCUUUAAAAUUAUUCAUCAAAAUUAUCACCAACGUAUAUUCGAAAAUUUCGGAGAACGUGUGUUCAAAUUUUUAAAACAUUGUCAGUAUGUUUUCUCUUUUUUUCGAACGAUACUUAAAGAUGAAAAUUAUUUUCAUAGCGAGCUAGAUGUGAAUAAAAACGUUGGAAAAAGCUGAAAGCUUUUCCAGUAUCAACUAUUCAAACUUUUCAUCAGCUAUUAAAGAACAAAAAAAGAAGAAAAAAAGUAACGGCUAAGUUACUCUGCUCCCCUUAUUCGACUGCAGUCCUUCUGUUUGUUAUGAAUCAGGAUCAAGUCGUACGGCUAUCUGAAAUUAAUACAAAACUAAAAUGCAAAGCUUUAAAAAAAUUACCUUCAUAUUAUAUGCGUUUUUCUCUCUCUUUCUUGAUGGUCAUAAAUUUAUUCUCUUCAAAUGAACCUGAAACGCAUCACAAAUAAUCGCGAAAAAGUUAGCGAAACAAAUAAAGUUUAAAAAAAUAUUUACUUUUAAGAACAAAUCGUUUUUAAACUAAAAUCUACAAUAGUUUUUUUAAUUUUUGAUAGUUUUUUUCAAAAAUUGCUUGCUAGACUCGAAAAAAAUUGAAAAAAAUAUGUCGAGGCAAAAAAAUAAUUUUGGCUUUGCAAGAUUUCUGCACAUUUGAAAGACUCAAAAAGCAUUUUUCCAGCGAACUUUUUUGCAAAAAUCAAUGCGCAAGCCUUGAUUACCUGACAACUUAAAAAAAUUAAAUGUUCAAUACAGCUUUUUUUAGACUAAAUUGAACAAAAACCUUCAAAAAGGUUGGAAUAAAAACCGAUUCGAAAUGUUCAAUUUAAAAAGUUACAUGAGCUUUUGGAAGCAAGAUUACUUUUUAUCCAUCAUUUCCAGAAGUUUGCGAUCGAAAAAUAUAAUUUAACAACGAAUUUUGUAUUUCAAAAAAUGUCUCAAAAAAUUUGCCAAUAAGAAUAAUAAGAAGAAGAAAUUCAUAUGAAACUACUUCCAUAAACUCACUAGUAAUGUUAAAACAUCGAAUAAUAGAAAAAAACACGAAAAAGCGAGUGAUAAUAAAUUAAAACAAAUAAAAAAACAAAUGAAAACUUCAAAUUUCGUAACUUGAAGUUUGAAAAACGCGUUGUUCGGAACAUCGUUCCAGAUGACCGAGGGGUGCACCGAGUUUUCAAAUUUUCGGUGCACCGAAAACAUCAACGCGGGGUGCACCCAAUCGCGCUGAGUUCAACGAGGGGUGCGCCCCGAUGGCCGGUUCGACGCGGGGUGCACCGCAACUUUUGUUAGAGUAUCACCCAUUAUAUGUGAACACUUCGCAAUAGGGCGCACUUGAUUUUGCGCCUAUUUCGUGGAAAUCCGAAGUAUUUCUAUCUCACCUCGCUUUUUCUGAGUUUUUCAUUUGUUUUUAUGAUUUAUAAAUAAAUUACAGGGUGCGGAAUCCACUUCAUGAUUAUUAAAAUAAAAAAUCUUAUGUGGCACGUGCUUCAGAUAGAAGAUGUCGUAGCAAACGAAUUUCUGCGGCACGUAGAUAAACGAGAUCAAUUUUGCUACAAGUUUUGAGCAGGGAGUCUCAAAAUGGCUCGGAAACCAUUACACUGAAUUUUCACACAAAAUUUGGAGUAAAUUUGAUAACAGUCAAAAAAGCGAGACCCCGUUUUAUGUGCUUGAAACUAGGUAAACUGUUGAAAAAUCUCUGUAGCAUAAGCUACAAAGAUUUUUGGAAAUUUUUUCUAGUAUUUUGUGCCACUAAAGAUAACUGCCGAGUCUGGCGCGAAAGAAAUUCGCUCUGACUGUACAUUUGACGAACUCGCAAUGUGCUCAGCCGUCCUGGUCGAAAUUAGAUGAUCGCGGCAAGAAACAGAAACAUAUUGAGGAAGUAUGGUCAGCACUGAGCACAUCAGCGAAGGUCCAUCAAAUUAUCAAAGUAAAAACGAUGUCCUCGAGCGGGUCUCGCGUUUUCUCACGUACUGAAAACUUCCAAAGUCCGAGACUCGCGCGAUGACAGAGCGAUUUUUGCGUUUUAGUCAAUAUACCGCCAGCAAUAUUGUCUUCAUUUCGGCGGUUAUUAUUAACGAUGAACAGGCUUGUGGGUCAGGACGUGCGCCCGAACUUAGGGCUUCAUUUUUGAGAAAAGGUUUGCGCAGGCUUGGGCCAGGCUUCGAAAAUUUUUCUAAACUGCACUAUUAAAUGUUGUUAAAUCAUAGUUUAUGUUGGCCUGUGAGUGAAUUAACCAGCAAAAAUUUGACUUCUGUUGUAAAAAAAAAGCUUGAUAUUCCACUUGAACAAAAUUUGAGCCCGUUCUUCUUUACUUUAUGCCUCCUAAGGCGAAACCGUGCUUAGAAAAUGGCCGGGGGCCAAUAGACUGACGGGCCGGUUCCUGUACAAUUCUGAUGAUGACUACACAGUCUCAUUGACAAAUUUAUCGAUAUUGGGAAUCUUUUACGCAAACGGUAGCCCCUUUCCUUUCGUCCCAGUAAGUAUUCCCCACCCUGUAAUUCAUUUAUAAAUCAUAAAAACAAAUGAAAAACUCGGAAAAAACGAGGUGAGAUAGAAAGGAUUCGGAUUUCCGCGAAAUAUGCGUAAAGCCAAGUGCGCCCUAUUGCGAAGUGUUCACAAAUAAUGGGUGAUAAUUACCGGCGCUUCUGGAAGAAGAAAUUAACGACAGAGUGCUUACGAUUUUCAGGAAAUAAAAUCGAAAUUAUGUAAUUUAGAGAGUGAAUUGGUAACUCUGAUUCAAUAAGACUAAAAAAAAUUGGAAUUGAAAUUCUUUAUUUAAUUUUUAUAGAAGUUUUCUAAAUUAUCUUCUUUUUAUUUUUCUAUCAGCGAAAUUAUCAGCGCUAUAGUAUCUGUUAUGCGCCAUAUCACUUUCGCUUACGACCACAUCACGUUGAAAACACGCCAUCCCGUCCGAUCUGGCAAGUUAAGCAACGUUGAGAGCCGGUAGUACUUGGAUCGGAGACGGCUUGGGAAUUCGGCUUGCCGUAAGCUUUUUUGCUAAGUUUUCUGUGUCUUCCUAGUAAAAUUUUGCUUCAUUUUUGCAAAUUUCGCUUCAUUUUUGUAAAAUUUUGCUUCAGCCCUCUAUUUUUAAAUGAGUGAUUUUUUUUUCAUUCGAAUUUUUCCGUUCGCCUUUGAAAGCCCUAUUCGGAGACAAGAAUCUCACUGGGAAGGAACAAGUUCGUCGUGAGCAAAAGACAAAUAGUAGUCGCCGUAAGCGCAAUUAAGUAAUCACUUCGGCGCUCAGCCCACCAAUUACCUCUCUGUCGUGGUUCCGUGGCCCACCGACUGACGUUUGUCGCUUUUUUCGUAGUGGGAACAAAGAUCUUCAGAAAAAAAAAUAGAAAAUAUUCAUUUAUAGUUUUCCUACGAGAAAAAGGAAAAAAAAGCUUACGGCAAGCCGAAUUCCCAAGCCGUCUCCGAUCCAAGUACUACCGGCUCUCAACGUUGCUUAACUUGCCAGAUCGGACGGGAUGGCGUGUUUUCAACGUGAUAUGGUCGUAAGCGAGGAUGUGGGGGUGAAGAACUCAUAUUAUAGCGCUGAUCAUUUGAACAAUGAGAGAUAGGGCUAACUCGAAAUUGAAACUUUUCUUUUGGCGUAAACGGUUACCUGGGCAGCCCGAAGGACUUUAUUCAAAAAUCCUUUUCCAAUAGUUUACCUUUUUUUGAAUAAAACUAGGAAAAUGCUUCACAAGCCGCCUUUUUCUCGAAGCUGAUAUAAUUUAUUAUCGUUUUUUUCAAAAGAUCAGACGCUUAAAAUUCGGAAAUAACAUUGUUGACAUGUAUUCUGGAGAUUCUGUGGGCUGGAGUCGCAUUUCUCUGCCCGUUGCGCCUUUAAUCAUCAUCUCUGUCUUUCUUUUUUCUUGCAUAUUUCUCGAGAUAUCAUAUUCUUCGUAUAUUUAUAUAAAGCAGUGUAAUUCUGACACCCAUCUCCUUUAAUACCAUGGAUAUCAAAGCUCUCUUUGGCAAAAAGUGUUCCAAAGCCGAAAAUAAUAUUCCAAAACCCGACGUCUCAGAAAUCCAAGACGAGGUUUCCGGUUUGAAAGCCGAGCGGGUUUUGCCAUGGUAGUCAGGAAUAAUGGAACGUUUUUUUGGAAAGGUGGAAAUUUACCUGGAGAGGAAGGAAAAAUAUACGAUUUCGAAGUAGACACUAGCCAAAAAUUAACAAGGUUUUUUUUUUCAGAAGCACUACAGUGUCUCGAAGGCUCCGACUGCGAACUAGAUGCCUCCUGCACAGAAUGUUCAGGUUUGAACUUAAAAAAUGACUCAUUUAGACCAUGUAAGACCUUUUCACUAGUGGAUACUUUUUGAGUAAUCGUUAUUUCCCAUUUUGGCCUAUGAAACACAAACUUUUUUACUUUUAGAAAAAUGAUUUUUUUUUUUUCAUUUUUUUGAAAGUUCAAAUCGGAAUUUACAGGCGUGGCGUGCACGAGAGUGACGUCAUCUAACCUGGACGACAACAAAGAAAUCGCCCUUACGUGUGUUCCUUACGAUACGCGGUUGGUUUUCUUAGUGAAUUGGAAAAAAAAAUUCGAAUUUUAUUUUGAGGUGCUCGAAAGCGAAGCCUUCUUUAUUAGCAUUUUUUUUUAUGAUGUUUCGUAUAUUUUUUUAAAUUUUCGAUAUAAAUUUUCGAGCUUUUUGCAGUUUUAUGCUUCUUUUUCAGUCAUAGAUGUAAUCAUCAAGACGGCGAACAAAAAUUACUAAUACUUUAGCGAACAGCCGUCUUUUAAGACCUAGGAGCCCGAAAAUGUAGUUGAUCAAGUUGGAACCAUGGUCUUACGGUCCUUAACUUAGUUCUUCUGCGCUUAGUUCCUUCAGAUGCGCCUUGACGAGCUCAGAAUGUGGCUGUUCUUUUUCUGGAAUCUGGAAACCGGGUUCUAGGUGGAGGCCUUGAAAUGAGAGCAACCACUUCGAGUGAAGAUUUUACACAUAACCUGAAAAGGUGCCCCUUUUAGAAAGGGUCACUUUUUGUAGCAGUUGUUUCAAAUUUCAUAUAAAAAAGUUUAUUUAAACCUUUCUUCUCAAAUUAUUGGUAUAAGACAAAAAUCCUCAAUCUGAAACCCUCUUUCAGGUCGUUUCCCCCGCAGACGUUGAUCGAGCAGGGGUGCACGAAAGUCGGCGAGCGGCAGGUCUGCGUCUGCUACCAGGACUACUGCAACUCGUCCUCACAGACCUCAGUCAUCUCCUUCCUGCUCCUCGUCGCUUUCUUCUUUCAUAUCCGUCAUAUUCUGUGA
Molecule: messenger RNA, 12759 nt
Organism: Caenorhabditis auriculariae
Lineage: Eukaryota; Metazoa; Nematoda; Chromadorea; Rhabditida; Rhabditidae
Source: the annotation of a GenBank genome assembly